Equus caballus (horse) is the source of this 4586-nucleotide messenger RNA. RefSeq names its product CXADR Ig-like cell adhesion molecule (gene CXADR). Gene Ontology annotation, biological process: homotypic cell-cell adhesion. The record is from RefSeq and is a predicted model, not a curated record. Lineage: Eukaryota; Metazoa; Chordata; Mammalia; Perissodactyla; Equidae. Gene Ontology annotation, molecular function: cell adhesion molecule binding. Gene Ontology annotation, cellular component: intercalated disc; basolateral plasma membrane; bicellular tight junction.
GGAGCGCGCGAGCCGGAGAGUGACUGAGACCGCGGGUGAGAGCCGCCUACCUGCCAUCGCCGCCCACGGCCGGGCCGCCACCAUGGCGCUUCUGCUGCGCUUCGUGCUCCUGUGCGGAGUCGCGGAGUUCACCAGAAGUUUGAGUAUUACUACUCCUGACCAGAUGAUUGAAAAGGCCAAAGGAGAAACUGCCUAUUUGCCCUGCAAGUUUACCCUUAGUCCGGAUGACCAGGGACCGCUGGACAUCGAGUGGCUACUGUCACCAGCUGAUAAUCAGAAGGUGGAUCAAGUGAUUAUUUUAUAUUCUGGAGACAAAAUUUAUGAUGACUACUAUCAGGAUCUGAAAGGACGAGUACAUUUUACAAGUAGUGAUCUCAAAGCUGGUGAUGCAUCAAUAAAUGUCACGAAUUUACAGUUGUCAGAUAUUGGCACGUAUCAAUGCAAAGUGAAAAAAGCUCCUGGUGUUGCAAACAAGAAGAUCCAGCUGACGGUUCUUGUUAAGCCUUCAGGUACGAGAUGUUACAUUGAUGGAUCAGAAGAAAUUGGAAGUGACUUUAAACUAAAAUGUGAACCAAAAGAAGGUUCACUUCCAUUGCAAUAUGAAUGGCAAAAAGUGUCUGACCCGCAGAAGCUGCCCACCUCGUGGUUAGCAGAAAUGACUUCAUCUGUUAUAAAUGUAAAAAAUGCCAGUACUGAGUAUUCUGGGACAUACAGCUGUACAGUCAGAAACAGAGUGGGCUCUGAUCAGUGCCUGCUGUCCCUGGAUGUCGUCCCUCCUUCAAAUAGAGCUGGAACAAUUGCUGGGGCUAUUAUAGGAACUUUGUGUGCUCUGUUGGUCAUUGGUUUUAUCAUCUUUUGCUGUCUCAAAAAGCGCAGAGAAGAAAAAUAUGAAAAGGAAGUUCAUCAUGAUAUCAGGGAAGAUGUGCCGCCUCCUAAGAGCCGUACGUCCACUGCCAGGAGCUACAUCGGCAGCAAUCACUCAUCUCUGGGAUCCAUGUCCCCUUCCAACAUGGAAGGGUAUUCCAAGACUCAGUACAACCAAGUACCAAGCGAAGACUUUGAACGUGCUCCUCAGAGUCCGACUCUCCCGCCUGCUAAGGUAGCUGCCCCUAAUCUCAGUAGGAUGGGAGCGGUGCCUGUGAUGAUUCCGGCACAGAGCAAGGACGGGUCUAUAGUAUAGAACCUCCGCGCCUUUCGUCUCUGCUCUCCACGUUUCUUCUCUUCUCUUGAAAUAUGAAAACCUAUCCUGUUCUAAAUUUUGCUACCAGCCUCAUAAUAUAUCAAAAAGAAGUUGACUGUAAGAGCUAUACUUCCGAAGUUUUGUUUGGCUAUAUUGAAACAGUAAAGGCAUUAAAGUCACUAAAGAGAAAUCGACCACCUGAAAAAGAUUUCCUUUAAGAGGUUGAUUUUAUAGGUUUCUAAAUAUCAAUACUGAAGUAAGAUGUAGCACUUUGAAUAUGAAAUCAUAGGCGAAGAGAUUGGUGAACUCACAUGCACCAAGUUGAUACUUGAAUCAUCUGCAAGUGGUACUUUAUAAUUUCUGCCGUUAUUUUUAGGAUGCCUUUCUCAAUUAAUUUAUGACCCAGUAGUCCCCCCGAAACUGGUAAAGGAACAUUCAUGGCAAAAAUACUUAUCUACGUUUUUGUUUGUUCUUGUUUUUGUAGCUUCUUUGAAAACUCUAAAUGUGUUUAGAAUAUCUCGAAUAACGUAGAAAACGCUGCAGUGUUCUAGAAAUUACUAGUUUUGCUUCCAAGUCAUUGAUAAACCUUGGCCGUGAAAUGAUUUCUUAAGUAUUUAAUUGACAGACUGCUCCAAGCAGCAGGGAUGUAGUCAGCUGUUUUGUUUGCUAAAAUAAAGGAGCAUCUAUCAAAUUUAGAAAAUUUGCUCUCAGCUACACACAGUGAUGACACUAGUGGUGAGUCGUGAGGGUGGAUUUUGUGGAUAAGUGGUCUGCUGCCUGGAGGCCUGCGGUGGUCUUCAGAACCGUGACCAGCCUGGUCAAGUGUGGAGUAUUUCACAGUUCCCAACUAAAUACUGGCUCUCCACCUUAGAUGAUAUUUUUCUAAUAAGAAAAAAUUAUAACUCAUUUAUUGUUUGACAAUUACAGAUUGAAAUUCGCUAAUUAUUGGUUCCAAGUUUUAAAUGUUUUUUUUUCCUGGUUCAAUGUUUUGGUUUUCUUUUGCGUUAGUGUUACAUAUUAUCUGUUCUCGAAACGUAAUUCCUGAAUUUACCCUCUUGAAUGCGGUUCCUGGAGGAUGUUUUCUUCAUAGACUCAGAAUGAUAAAAUACAUUUUAAGCUAGUAAGUGUCCUCCAUCACGUCUGUAUUUCAGACUUGGGAGGAUGUGCAUUUGCUAUUGUAUGGCCAACAUGUCUUUGUGUAGUUGCAGAAAAUCAAGUUGAGCUUUGAGAAGUUUGAGUCUUAGUUUUGUGAAAGUGGUUUAUUCUUAAGAAAGACAGAAAUGAAAGCAAACCGGAGUUCAAGCAAUACUCCUAACUGCCAAAUGUAUUACAUACUGUUUUAGUAGAAGAAAGUGAAUUUAUUGUAUUUCCCUUAAGACUGUGAGGGAGUGUGGAUAUAGUAGAAUGAGCCAACAGUUUCUUUAUAGUAAAUAAGGUCUGCAAUAAAUAUUUCAGUAGCUCUAAAACCUUUUCCCUAGAUUUUAGUAGGGAGUUGGUUUCUGUUGAUCUCUUCGGGUGCUGUGGUGGUAAAUGCUACAUUAUAAAGUAAUGUUGGCAUGAAUUUAUGACUAGGCAGAGUAUUGUGUACACUUUUAAUGGUAAAUUUAAGCUGAAUGUCUGUGUAAAGAGUUAGUGUAUAGUUUUACAUAUUUGGAAGCAUUUUUAAGUUUUAACCUUAUGUAAUAUUGCUUUUAUACUGGUGUUAACAUUUUCAUCUGUGCCUUUUGGGUAUUUUAUUAUGAAUUUCUGGUGCCUAUGAGCUAGCUAUCACCUGAAAGGUGCUUAGAGGUGAAGGUACUGUUCCUAAAAACGCAUCACUGUGACUCCUUUCUAUCCUCACGCUUUCAGUCUUGCCUCCUCUUUGUUCUUUUUGGGUGCAACUUAACUGAUUGUGUUAUCCAUAAAGUUUGUAAAAUUUCAACAUCCCCAACACUCUGACUUUAUAACAGUAGCAAUCUUUGAAUGCCAGAUGUCUGGCCUGUUUUAUAUGAGUAACAUUUAUAAGAUAUUAUAAUAAGAAUAAAUAACAGAUCACAAACUUUAAUAAUAAAAAAUUUUUGGUCUUCCCUCUUCCCGAUUUUCAUAUAAUGAUGCAGUCAAUCUAAGUAGAAAUUACUGUCAAAGGUGGGCAUAUGUAAGACUUUCGAGUCUAGGUUUGGCUGUAAGUGAAUCAGAGUCUCUUCCAGAAGCGCUUUGAGUUCAGGUCAGUACCAACCACAGCCUGAGAUAUGUGUUUGCAAAAACUCAGUUGUGUGACCUGCAGAGACCUGUGGGACGUGACUGAGGUGAGAGGACAGAAUUCAGUUUUAGGCCUCUGUCUCUAGCUACUCCACUGUAAACUUCAGUUAAACCAAAGGUCACACAGGGCUGAUACUUGUCCAGUAAUCCUCACUCAUAGUUUCAAUUGAGCCAGAGAUCAAAUAUUUGUACCAGAAUUGCUAUUGGUAAUGAUGAAGCUAUUCAACAAAAAAUUGUUAUUCAGGCAUUUCCCUUAGCAAGCCAGACAACAUCAGUCAAGGAUGGCGCUGCAUCCUCGAAGCAAAACCAUUUGAUUCCACUUUACACCUGCGAGACUUGACACCAUCUUUUUGAGUUAUGAGUUACUCAGAAUAACUUGAAAAGAAAUGAUACUUGUAGAGGAUGUAGUUCUGUGCUUUGAAUAUGUAGUUUAUAGGUGUUCUUUUUCUUAUUAGCAAUCUCACUAAUAUUCCCCUGUUAGAAGGCCAGAAAAACCAAUCUCUUAUUGAUUAUACUGACCAGUUAUUCCAGGCAAACAACUUCCUUUACAUUUGGGCUAUCUGCUGUGGAGUUGGUACAAUGGAAACAAAGCCUGAGUGUGUCUUAGGGGGAGGUUAAUUCAAGAGACACAAUUAGAUCAUGGAUAUGAAGAAAUAUCUGAUUUUUAUUACAAAGAUAAUUUUUUAAGUUUGAGUUCUGGAAAUUCAGAGCAAGUGAAGGGGCAGUAAACAUUUUGAUUAAAUAGAAAAAUAACUCAUUGCAUGAAGUUGGACAUCAAAUUCUGUAAUAUAUGGCUUCUUGAAAUAACUGUUCUCUGUCUUUUCAUGUGUGUGCAGCAUGUGAAUUUGAAAUUAUGUGAAUGUGUAAAAUUUUUUUCUAAUCUCUGUUCAUCUCCACAGUGUUUAGAGCUUUUCAGAUGCCUUACUCCAGUGUGAACAGAAAAAGUCCGUAUUUUAUGUGGUUAAUGCUUUGAUGUGUCAUGUAAGGAGUAGUUUGUAGAAAAUGUUGGCACAAUUUUAACUUUUUAGUGGCUUGUGACAUUAUAUAUUAUAUAUAUGUACAUAUAUCUUUAUAAUAUUCCUGUGUUUAGUAGUAUAAAUGUUCUGGGCAAGUUUUCAUAUUUCAGAUGCCUUUGGAUCUUCUUGCAAUAAAGGCAACAUGUUCUGCA